Messenger RNA from Triticum turgidum subsp. durum (durum wheat), 2082 nucleotides. The record is from the annotation of a GenBank genome assembly. NCBI's taxonomy places the organism in Eukaryota, Viridiplantae, Streptophyta, Magnoliopsida, Poales, Poaceae.
AUGAGAUCGAGAACCACGGGAACUUGCUUCCUGGCUCUCCAGUUCGUGCUAUCCUUCACUCUCAAUAUUGCCAGCGUCAGUCCUCUGUCCUUCAAGCUGAAUUUCACCGAAUCCAACUAUAGUGCGUCCACCGCAAUCCAGUUCCAGGAGGACGCCUUCUACAACAAGGGGAUCAAGCUCACCAAGGACGAGCUGAAAGGUCAGAUCACUAACAGUGUAGGCCGAGCAGUCUACACCAAUCCAGUGCUUCUCUGGGAUACCACCACUGGUCAGUUAGCCGACUUCUCAACCCACUUCACCUUCAGGAUAACUGCCACAAACUUGAGCGCAACCCACGAUCCAUACGGUGAGGGCCUAGCCUUCUUCCUCUCACCGUACCCUUCGGUGGUUCCCAAUAGCUCCACUGGUGGUUUUCUUGGCCUCUUCAGCAAUGGGAGUGAUCACAAUGACCCAUCCAAUGAGCUCGUGGCUGUUGAGUUCGACAGCCACAAUGACACAUGGGACCCAAAAGGAGACCAUGUGGGCAUCGACAUCCAUUCAAUUGUAUCCGCAACCAAUGUGUUGUGGAAUAGUAGCAUUAAUGAUGGUCGCAUAGCCAAUGCGUGGGUAAGUUACCAGGCCAGCUCCUUGAACUUGAGCGUCUUCUUGACGUACCUGGAGGAUCCACAAUUCAGUGGCAACUCCACCUUCUCUUAUUCAGUUGAUCUCAGAAAAUACCUCCCAGGCAAAGUGGCCAUUGGCUUCUCAGCAGCCACGGGUAGAUUUGUUGAGCUCCAUGAGAUACUUUACUGGGAAUUCAAUUCUACGGAUUUGCAGCUGAUGAAGACUGAGAAGAUGAGAAGUGUACUGGUCAUAAGCUUGGCUACUAUAACAAGUGUCGUGGUCUGUUCUAUGUGCUUGGUUUGGUGCCUUCUUCAUUUUAGGACUAGGAGAUCAAGAAAUGAGAAACAAAAGAAGCUAGGAUACCAUGAGUCCAUUGAUGGUGAAUUUGAAAAAGGGAGUGGCCCAAGAAGAUUUCGGUACAAUGAACUUGUGGCCGCCACAAGGAACUUUGCUUUGGAGAGGAAGCUUGGAGAAGGAGGAUUCGGCGCAGUCUACCAGGGCCUUUUGAAGGAUCAAAACCUCGAUGUUGCCAUAAAGCGAGUGGCAAAAGGGUCUACACAGGGAAGGAAGGAGUACAUAUCUGAGGUCAAGAUCAUCAGCCGGCUGAGGCAUCGCAACCUCGUGCAGCUUGAGGGCUGGUGUCAUGAGCACGGAGAGUUCUUGCUUGUCUAUGAGUUCAUGCCAAACAGGAGCUUGGACACACACCUCUAUGAUAACAGUAACUUGCUAACAUGGCCAUUGAGGUUCAAGGUCACCGCAGGUGUUGCAUCCGCCCUCCUGUACCUCCACGAGGAAUGGGAGCAAUGUGUCAUUCACCGUGAUAUCAAACCGAGCAAUGUCAUGCUUGAUUCUGCAUUCAAUGCCAAGCUUGGUGAUUUUGGGCUCGCGCGGCUCAUUGACCACGACCGAGCCUCGCAAACUACAGUGUUAGCUGGGACAAUGGGUUACAUGGCUCCAGAGUGUGUCACCACUGGCAAGGCAAGCAAAGAAUCUGAUGUCUACAGCUUCGGGAUUCUUGCAUUGGAGAUUGCAUGCGGAAGGCGACCAGUUGUGCUAAAGGAAGACGAUGACAAGAUCGUAUUGGUUCAGUGGGUAUGGGAUCUCUAUGGAAGAAACAAGAUUCUUAAUGCAGUUGACAGCAGGCUUGAUGGCGCAUUUGAAGAUAGAGAGGCAGCAUGCUUGAUGGUUGUCGGACUCUGGUGUGCACAUCCAGAUUACAAUCUCCGACCUUCAAUUCGUCAGGUCAUAAGUGUACUGAAGUUUGAAGCACCAUUGCCAAACCUUCCCCCAAAGAUGCCAGUGGCCAUGUACUUUGCACCGCCAAUUUCUCUGUGCAGGUUUUCAUACACCUCAUCUGAUGGGACACUCAAGCAGCAGGGGCUGGAGAGGUCCAAUGGUUAUGGAAAAACAAGCUCAUCCACUGCAACCAAUGCAUCCAGUUCACCUCCUUCUGUGCGGCUGCCAGAGGUGGGCUACUAA